Messenger RNA from Lactuca sativa (garden lettuce), 342 nucleotides. RefSeq lists its product as uncharacterized. NCBI's taxonomy places the organism in Eukaryota, Viridiplantae, Streptophyta, Magnoliopsida, Asterales, Asteraceae. The record is from RefSeq and is a predicted model, not a curated record.
AUGGCAAUUUCUGAUAUGGUGGUUGGUAAUUUGACGAUCUUGUACUUGGUGGUGAUAGCAGCGAUCAAGGUUUACAGCCAACUAAGCGGGCGGUGCUACGGCGGAGCGGCGAUGCUGAUUCUGUCGACAACAGUCGUUGGAUUGUUGUUAGUACUAGCGCUGACGUGGGAUGUAUCCCGUAAGGUGGUGACGUGUGCGGUGGUUACUCGUGGCCAUGAUGAGGUGGAGGUGGCACAUGAGCUGUGUCGAGGUGGCAUAUGUUGGCACGGUGUUGCCGUUAAGUAUCCGGCGUCACAAGUCCGGUUCAGGCUACCUCAACAGCAAACCAUGAACCGGCAAUGA